Molecule: messenger RNA, 16315 nt
Organism: Mizuhopecten yessoensis (Yesso scallop)
Lineage: Eukaryota; Metazoa; Mollusca; Bivalvia; Pectinida; Pectinidae
Exons: 11
Coding region: 241-14409 (4722 amino acids)
Molecular function (GO): ATP hydrolysis activity; ATP binding; ubiquitin-protein transferase activity
Source: RefSeq, a predicted model, not a curated record
GUAGUAUCACAUGACUACAAGAUGUAAAGUGUUCAAAACUACUGGAGGUCUAUCGGAUGCAGUUCAGUGUUAUACACGGUCAAAGGUCAACUAAGCUCGAACAACGUUCAGUUUGCUGUCUCACGAUGUAGUAUCACAUGACAACAAGGUGUAACGUGUGGAUACAUGCAGGAGGCUUAACGACUGGAGUUCCAUGCUACAUACGACAGUAACAUGUAAUCAUAGUCUAUUCGGAACAACAUGGCGGAGGCAUCCAGUGGUCCUGCACCUGCUCCGGUGUCCGGAUUCGAUGUUUCAGUUCAGAUCUGUCCAUACACUAUCAAAGGCAAAAAAGAACAUAGUGAAGAUCUUGCUAAGAGGCUAUGGUCAUGCAUUCAUGCUGCUGAUUUUCAGGAAUUCUUGAAUCAGACAGGGCGUGCUUACUUAAUCAAAGAAAUCAUCCAUCACCAAGGAGAAGAUGAAAUCAACAUCAUUUUCACAAUACGUGACGGGAAGGCUUGGGCUUCAUUCAAAACCCGCUUCCAUAACGAUUUAUCGAAAAACAUUAAUGCUUAUCUAGAUAGGAAUAAACGAACCCUUUUAACUACGUUCAGUCGUAUUAGGAAAGACAAUUCAUAUGUGCAAUACAAAGUCAGCAUGUUUGAUAAGCAGAAGACGACGAAACAAGCGGAAAGUUUCUUCGUAGACUUGCAAAACACAGAAAGAAACGUCAACGAAAAGACUCCAGUUGUAAAGGAAUUUAGCGAAACUUCCAUUGAAAGUGCAAAGGCGAAAGAAAUUGACAAGGUCCCGCAUCCAGUAGCUGGUUCAACAUUAACAUCAAUCUCCAAAGCUGCUCAUGUUCAUGAAGACAGCCAAGUUGCGAAAAAAAUGGUUAAUUUGGAACCGAGAAAGGAACAAUCCGGACAUUCUCUCGAUCCGACUCCUUUGCAAGAUGGCACUUAUAUUGAACUUUUGUUUUCAGUUUUCAUCCCAGACCAUGUAAGCGACCAAGUAUCAAAUGUUUUUCUGGAAACAAAUUGUGAAGGCGUAAAUAACAUUCCUCUGCGCCGAUUUCCACAGUCAUCUCUCUGGAGUGCGGAUGUCGCAGUGCCAGCAACGAGACAAGGAUUUAAAUUUCGUUUCAAAAUAAGGAGACAAAAGCAAAUAGUGACCGGAAUAAUUUUUCCCACUGUCAAUCACGAACAUAUAACUGAAUUUACGAAAUCGUUUCAGCGAAAUGAAAACGAUUCGAAUAGACGUCUUGAUUUUCUAGUAACUGAUGACAUUUACUUGCAAUACAAGGGUUAUGCCGAAGUAUGUGCAUCAAUUAUUACUUCGGUAGCGGAAGUAUCUCUUAAACAAGCAAUCAUUGAUCUUGAAAACUUCCAAAAGGAUUGGAAAUUUGCUUAUGGAAAUAAUGACAUAUUAGACUUUAUCGAAAAUCAGUUAGAUUACUUAUCUUACAAAAGAGAACGUGCAUUAUGUUUUUUGGUAUUUCUGUCAAAUUUACCAAGCACAUACCAUCGAUUUGUGAAAAAAAUGAUUCCAGACAUCCUUGGUGCAGUAACAUGCUCUACUUCACAUGAUCUCACAAGAUCAUGCGCUGAUAAAGUUGCUUCUACAUUAUUGCAUUUGUACUUAUAUCAUGAAUCCAAAAGCAGGAAAAGUUUUGUAGGAUUUGUGGAUAUUGCCUUCCCGUUGUUACCAUCGUAUUCUCUCAGCAAAGUCUACACCGAGAAAUGGAAAGGUACGACGUAUCAAUUUUCCGUCGAUGAAAUGCAAGAUGUUUCAGUAUUGGACUCGUUCCAGAGAGAAACAUCGCAUACAAAUGAAGACAAAAAUUUACUGGACAUCGUAUUUAGAAAUAUAGAGUUAAGGUCUCUAGUAAGUUGCACAAAUCGUCUGCUUAAAAAGUACGGAAUGAUGGAUAAGAUGACAAAACUUUCGCUCUCAGCGUUGUGUACCAGAACAAAAUUAGAAAUCAUCAAAUCUAGUAAAGAACGCAUGGAUCGAUUCAAACGUUUAUUUAAGAUAUGGGAGUUAAUGCAGUUAAGUCCUGUGUCCCCAGAAUCCAUUGAAGUUCUUUCUCAAUUUGAAAAAAGUAUCAUCCAUGUGAUCCAAUCAACUGAUUUGUUCUGUAAAUGUGAAUACUGGGAUGACAUUUUGCACGUCUGCGUUGACAAGGAUGCAUCAAUCUUUACACAACUCGAAGAACAAAUCGUUCUUAUUCAAACAAUCGCUUCUGCUCAAAACAUGAACAUUUGUUCAUCAUUAGUGACAAUACUGGAUUCUGACAAAUUUGUUCACUUGGACACUGACGCCGGAAACUCGUUAUUGGUUAAAUGGUUUGACAACAUUAUUGCCCAUCAUUGCAAAUCCCAUCGCAAUAUCUCCUCUCAAGAUCUCUGUCAUGUGUAUAGACAUCUUGGUAAGAUGUCUCAAACGCAGUAUUUGAAGUCGAAGCAAGAUAUGCUCUGCCCUUUGUCUGACAAGAUGCAAAACAUACUGAGAAAAAGAACAAUGAGAGAAAACAUUCAGACGACACCUGAUAUCGAAAAGCUGGAAAUUCCAUAUGCAGAAACAGAGUUCGCCUCACAUAUGAAGACAUUGAUCCGAGGAGGACAUGACAGGGGUGGCUUUUCCGUCAACGACAUCAUAAAGGAUAUCACUGGUUGCAUCACUCCACUGCGUAUACACUCCAGAGUUACCCUUGGUAUAUGUAGAAGUUUGAUGAAGCUGUCAGGUGUAAUCGAGAGCUCAACAUCAGAAGACACUUUCUUGGUUUUGCUCGAGUGUUCAACACUUUGGAAAGUUCUGUUUGAUGCCGAAGGAACGAAGAAGGAACAGCUUAUCAAAGAUGCACUGUAUUCACAUUCAGAAAAGGCACUGCAUAAUGUAGUUAAAAGCAUAAUGGAUGGAACAGUUUCCUGUAGACUGCUCAAAACUUUAAAAAUAGUGCCUCAGAUGAAGAUUCUACUGCCUACUAAUAUGUAUGACCGCAAUAAGGUGAAAGCGAUUAUUACAAAAUUAUACAGUUCUAAGGAGUUGGUAGAAUCCACGCUAAAGAAUAUGAGAAACAUGACUAUAUUACUUGAGGUAGUUUGUAAACGAACUGGAGCAACAUUCAGGACCCAAGUUGAAGUAGUAAGAAAUCGCAUCCAGUCUGAUGUUGAUCAUAUCACAAAUGAUAGUAUAGGAUUUGCAGAACUGGAGAACUUUACCGAAUGGGUAACAGAAAUGCAUAAGGACUUGACUACUGUAGAUUUCCUCCUAUCCGAAUCUCAAAUGUACUGGAAUGCUGUCCUUAAUCGGCUUGGUCAAAAUUUUGAUGACUGGUGUGGUGCAUUGAUGGAGACUGACUCAGGGGAAACUCUCCAGAUUGAUGCUGUUGAGGACAUCAGAUGGCUGUUUUCCUCUGAUCUCCCGCCGUGUAGAGAUGACGAAGACGAUUCCCGAAAGGCUAUUCGAUUAUUUGUCAACUUACUUUGCGGACCUGUCCUUGAGGUUUACAAGAAAUGGUGGGGAAAUAUGUCAAAGCUCGAGGGGACAAGCAUAUCUGACGUUGUUUCUUAUUUUCAGAACGAAGCCGAUAUCCAAAAGGAGAUGGAAACCGCAAAACGCGCCCACAUAACAUUAGGAUCGAAUAUAAAGAAGGCACUAACAAAUUUUGAAGAAUAUCCCCAGUAUGAGGAUAGGUUCCAUGCAAUUAAAGACACGUUGAAAGCGUUUAAGUUAGAUUCGACGACCGAUGAAAUAUUCCAUCGCGCAAUUUGUGAAUUUGAUAAUCUGUGUAAACAGAGUGAUGACCUGUUGUUAAGGGAUGUUGGUGAAGCUGUUCAAAUACUAAAAGAUGCUACAAAGGAAAUAGAUGAUGAGCUUAUAGUUAUCAUCAGAGAACUCGUACGUUCGUCCUCAUUAGUAGCAUUUUUACGAGAAGUUUUAAAUGAGGACUUACGCAAUCUAAUCGAUGCCGUAGAGGAACAUUCCGAACAGUUUGUUUGUGAAUCCACUGUUUCCGAUUUAAUUGAUAUCAAACAGUUUUUACUUCCUGUACUGAAAAUGGACUUUGAGCAUAAUGUCAGGGCAUUCAUUGAUGCUUUUACAAGGAGCUAUGCAACUUGCCGAGUAAAACAGAUCCCUGCUAAGAUUCGGAUGUGUAUGGAUAAUGUCCAUAGCCUGAAGUCACUAUACUAUAAUGUUGCAAACAAAGAGGAAAAUACUAAAGAGGUAAUCAAAAUGAUAAAUCAUGGCGGCGUCUUUCGAAUAUAUGUGAACAAACGACCAUGUGAGUUGAGUGUUGAGUGGAAGCAGGACAAAAAAGUGUUUGAGUACAGUCAGUCCCGUUUGAGUGAUCUCCGAAGUCGUGCGCUACUGAUAAUGAACACAGAGGAAAAACGACGUUCUAGUCGAAAGGAAACUCGUAGGUCUAAACUGACAGAACAUUUGUCCAAUUUUUCGUCACUGGUCGACACAUUAUUUGCAAUAGUAGACAAGUUUGAUUCACUAAAGGCUCUUGGACAUUUCUAUUGGUGUAGUCACUCCACACAAGUGGUUAAACCAAAAGAAGCAAAGCAUAUUCUAGACAAACUUACAAAUGAACUCUCAGAAUGGGGAUCUCUACUGAGUCAAAACAGAGAACAGUUUUACUUUAUGAAUUAUAUAUCAUCGGAACACCUUCCUGUAUUGCAAUCGUUUUUAGAGCGGGGAACUAAUGGUAACCGAGUUUUUAAUAUUCUGAAAUAUGUAAAUCCAAACGUAAACCUUACUGAUCUAGACACUCUCCGCGAAAAGUAUACUUCAAUGACAAUGGAAGACAACAUGGAAAACAAACUCUACAAAACAGGUCAUUCUGUUCAGAUUGUUUUUGAAACGAUUGUUCCAAUGAGUAGGACCUUUUUGGAAAUAGAACGUGGAAAUGUCAAAUUAACAGAUACCGUUUUAGAAGGCAAACUUCACAUUUCUGUUUUAGAGCAAGGGAGCCGUUCAGUGCUUCACACUGUUCUAGCGUUACAUCAAAAUACGACAGGGUUUCUUCCAGAGUCUAACCAACUGUUAUUUUGCAACAGUCAAACGACACAAGAUGAACUGUGCCUGUUAAUCAACAGGUGUCUAGUAAUAGCAAAAAGUGCCUUGCAAAGAAGAUUAUUUUGCAUAGUAAAUGCCGAGUUACUCUCAUAUGAGCUGCAAUUCAAACUCACCCGUUUACUUCAAUGCCUUCCUAGAGAAGAAAAAUAUCUUCUGGCAAUAGUCUGCAAAGGAAGAGAUCAGUGUACCUUUCUUGAAUGGUUCCAUGAUAACGUUACUGGAAUUAGACCAUUGACUGAAAUACAACUUAGGAAAUGUUUCGAAUCAAAAUGGCCAAAUGUUACCACUGUUACGUCAGACAUACCUGGUCUUGGAAAAACCGAAACUGUGUAUGACAUUGCAUCAAAGCAUUCAAAAAGCGUGAAAACUCUUCAUGUGAGUGGUUUGUUUGACAAAUCCAAAAUUGUAAAGCUACUUUUGGAUCUGAAUUUGAGACCACAUCAUUUGUUGCAUAUUGAUAUUGGAAUGAUAAAUGAUCCAAUGGCUUUAGAUUUGGUCUUGUUUCAAUUGAUUGUAACAGGAUUUGUCGCUGCAGGAACAUAUGCAUAUGCUAUCCCAACUGACUUUAUUUGUAUAGAAAUAGCCAAUUCAAUUAACAAUACUUUAAUUGACGGUUUGUCGACAGCCAUUCAUUUCAAACGCAGAACAUUACAGUGGGAAGAAUAUACUAACAUGAAAACUACGUCAGAUGUUAACAGUCCUUUACAGGUAGUGUGUCAAUAUUUGAAUCAUUUGGAAACUCACAAAUUAGACAACACAGAUAUAUAUUUCCACGGUAGUAGCAAGGUGCUUCCUCUCGAAAAAAGGACAUGCAUUCAAUUACUUCAAAAAUAUUUCUCGUCUGCGAGUGACAUGUCAUUCACACUAGUGGGAAUUUUUGUAAAAGUUCUUGCCGAUCAGCUGAAAAAGAUGUCAGCAAGUAUCUUUUUCAGACAAUCAAGCAUCAACGCAAUACUUGGAGAUACGGGUAAUCACACAUUAAAGUCAAACCUGGUCCAAAUCAUCGUGGAGGUUUCAAAGGAAUUCGCAACGAGAUCGAUUGGUACUUGUCGCACCUCUCAGGCUGCGGUCGUCUUAAACACUCGGACUGAAAAUAUUGAACAGUUAAGCACUGCAGCAAUGCUGGCACAGAGAGUUCAGGGGAUGAUCCAAUGGGAAGAAAGCAACCACCUUGUUGUGAUAUUUCACCAUGACAUGCAAACAGUGUCCGCUUUGUUCAGGAAAAUAACACAAGUACCAGCGACAGUUAAAAACCUUUUCCAAAGUCAGAUGAAAAAAUCAUUUGAUAACCUAGAGAAAGCAUCAGUUGAGGAACUUCAGCGCAUUAUCGUGAGAUUCACGAGUAAAAGUCUUCCCCAAAAAGACAUGCUGUCUUCACUGGCAUUAUCAUACGCCUUGACACCUGACAAUCUUCUAAAAAUGAUUUUAGUAGUUAUGAGACUUCAGUCGAAUGUCCCCGUUGUUAUCAUGGGUGAAACCGGAUGUGGAAAAACGUCCCUUGUUAAAUAUCUGUCCACUAUUUCGGGAAUAGAGCUGGAUGUGUUGAGUAUUCAUGCCGGAACGUCAGAAGAGGAAAUUAUCUCAAAAAUUGACAACAUUCAAAACGUGGCGCAUAAAAAUUUAUCUACUCGCAAGUGGGUGUUUCUGGAUGAAAUAAACACAUGUGACCACCUAGGUGUUAUCACAGAUAUGCUAUGCCACCAUCGGUACCAUGGGAAAACACUAUCGGCAAAUAUAUCAAUUAUUGCAGCAUGUAACCCAUAUCGCCUGAGACCUAGAGACGCUGUUCAUACUGAAGGAUUGCAGGGGAAAAUAAGGGAAGAUGAGCUAUCCAGAUUAGUAUAUAGAGUACAUCCACUUCCUGAAUCACUUAUGGAUUUUGUUUGGGAUUAUGGCAGAUUAAGCGAUACCGAUGAAAGAAGAUAUAUCAGAACAAUGGUUGGAAAUGUACUGAAAUCACCAGGAUUGUCAGAAACACUUACUGAAUUACUUAGUGUGUCCCAGAUAUUCACCAGAGAUUCGGAACAUGCAGAUUACUCUGUCAGUCUUCGGGAUGUCGACAGGACAAUUAGACUUUUGAAAUGGUUCAUCGACAUGUUGACAGAAAAGGAGUGUAAAACACAUGUUAUUCAUGAAUUAGAAAAGAAAGCAGUAGUGUUGGCAAUGGCAAUGUCUUACCACAGCAGAAUAUGUAAUGCAGAUAGAAGGAAGGAUUACAGAAUCAAAAUGGCGUCCAUAUUUCCUAAACAACUCAACAUUGUGGAUGAAACACAUAUCACAGAAAUGAUAAAUACCGAACAGAAUGAUAUCCUUAACAGAAUGGAGAUACCAGAAGGAAUAGCACGCAACACAGCACUGCGUGAAAACGUCUUUGUUAUAUUUGUUAGCAUUUUAAACAAAAUCCCGGUAUUCAUCGUCGGUAAGCCUGGUUGUAGUAAAUCACUAUCAAUGCAGCUUAUUCGUAGUAACUUGCGUGGAAAGGAUUCAAAAAAUGACUUCUUCAAAACGCUACCACAGCUGUUCUGUGUGUCAUUUCAGGGUUCAGAGUCAUCAACAUCUGAUGGAAUUGUAAAAGUUUUUGAAAAAGCAAAACGAUAUCAAGACCGGAACACACACGACAACGUAUUGUCAGUUGUAAUACUUGAUGAAAUAGGUCUUGCAGAAAUAUCAAGGUUUAAUCCAUUGAAAGUCCUUCAUGGUUUACUAGAGCCUGACGGUAAAAAGAAUCCGGAUGUAGCAGUAGUUGGAAUAUCAAACUGGGCACUUGAUGCUGCUAAAAUGAAUCGUGCUUUACAUCUGUCUAGGCCUGAAAUGGAUGUUGGUGAGCUGUACGAAACAGCCAAAUCAAUCAGCCAGUCUUUGAUGCCAGCAACACAAAACGCAACACAAGUCUGGUCUUUUGACGAAUCACGUUUUCUCAAAGACGAUGUUUUAAUUACUUUGAAAGCUUUAGCAUCCGCUUUCAAUGAGUACAAUUUGAGUCAGAGAUUCAAAAACUUUCAUGGCCUGAGAGAUUACUACUCUCUUACAAAAUACAUAAGCAGAUGUACUGCCAUUUCUAAAUCCGAGAUUAUGGAAAGUAAGAAAACUGACAUCAUUACCCAUGGACUUUUGAGAAAUUUUGGUGGUCUGCCCACUGAAAUGACAAGUAUGAUGGGUAUAUUUCAAAAGCAUCUCGAGACAACCUGUAAAAUGAGUAUUCCUGUUCUGGAUCUCAUAAGAGCUAACGUACAGGAUGUGUCUUGUCGACAUCUGAUGCUUAUAACACAGGGGGAUGCAGUUAUAGGCAAGUUAGACCAGCUGCUGAAAGAAUGUGGAAAGGAAUAUGUAAUGAUGUUUGGAAGUCAGUUUGAAGAUGACUUGACAGACGAUUAUAACUAUCGUAUCUUAAGUAGAAUCAUUCUUUGCAUGGAACAAGGAAUAGCUUUGAUUCUGAAAGACCUUGAGAAUAUCUAUGGUAGUUUAUAUGAUAUGCUGAAUCAGAACUACACCGUUGUUGGGAAAAAGAAGAAUUGCAGAGUGGCACUAGGCCCGUACAGUAAUCCCAUGUGUCACGUGAAUGAUGAUUUUAAGUGUGUAGUCCUGGUGGAAGAGAUGAAUUUGGACUAUUCUGAUCCACCGUUUCUUAACAGAUUUGAAAAACAACAAUUUCGAUUUGGUGACCUGCUUUCUCCAGAAGAUAAAACAAACAUAUCAGAAUUAGAAACUCUACUAUGCGCUGUUUUUGAAGUUCCUGGUACUUCCUUCACUGUUUCAAACGCAUUGCCCAUUUAUGAAACAGAUGUGCUCUUUUCACUUCUUCUCAAUGUCAAGGAAACAACGGACAAAGAUAACAUGGGUGAUAUCAUUAGUUUAUGUUUGCAUCGUAUUCUGCCGUUGGUUUUUCCAGAUGCAAUUGUCAGAGCAAGUCGAUCAACUCUUUCGAGUGAGCAACCAACAAAAGUGCAAAUGUUGACAGAUGAGUACUUUAGGCUUCCUUUACAUGAAGGUUUAGAAUCGUUCUUGACAGCCCAACAUACAGCAUUAGACAGCACACUUUGCUCUGAAUUAAUGCAAACAAAUCAAGGUGAGGAACUGUGUGUCAUAUUUACACAUAGUAGUAUGCAUAUCAACAUCCAUAGUCUCCUAGACAAACACAACUUAAGUGUAGAGAAAAUUGGAGCAUUCCGGUCAGAAAAGGAUUUAACCAACGCAAUAGAUAAAUUCUUUGAAAAUGAUGGUGAAUUUCUAUUUCUUCAGUUCGAUUCUCGGUAUGACAUGCAACAUUUUUUUCUCACAAAAAUUACCGUUGAGCACAAAAAAAGGGAAUAUGCGAAGCUUUCAGCAGAACAACAAACUCAUAAGUAUGUGUACUUGCUUGUCCAUCUUGGUAUUGGCGAUCGCAGUGAGUCAAAAAUCUCACAAAUACAUUUCAUGUCCGAAUGGAGCAUCGUAAUGCUUGACACGCUUGAGAAACCGGAUAAAAGUAUACUUGACCUAAAAAACCGAACACUCACAGAAAUUAUCUCAAACAUGCGUCCCUUACAUAAUUUUAUUAAGGAACAACUGCUAUGGGCAUUUACUAGAAUACAGUAUAGUCAUGAAGAUCGUCAUGUAUUUGAGUUGGAACAGGCCAUAGAACACCUGCAGUCGUCUUCUCUUCUCAUGAAAAUGAUCGAUGAAUUCGUCUAUUCCCAAGUAGAAAACUUAGUGGAAGAUGAGGUUAAUUGGGAAUUCAACAUUGCAUCUGACGAGCAUGCCUUGAUCAGCGCGGGAACAUACAUCGGAGCUAUUGAAAGUCAUAUACAGGACAUUAUCAGAAAACCAGUGGCAGUUUUUGUAUUCAAGAUGGAACAAGAAGGCUGCCUGGAAUCUUUAUUCAUUCAAGAUGCCAAAAGCAGUCAUAGGCAGAAAACCUGGGAGUAUCUUGCUAGCAAUAAAGAGAUUUGCAAUUUUGAAAGCAUUCCGUUACCAUCUGGUCCGGAGUGUUACAGCUGCACAACGCCAGCUACUGUGCGCAAAGUACCAUUCGGUAACCAUAUAAUGCUAGAAAUUGAAGAACUAAGGGAUGACUUUCUACAAAUGCUUAGAAAAGUCAAAGCACAAAGCAAAGAAUAUGUCGACGACGAGGAAAACCCUAUUGAAAUCGUACAUGCCGUGUUGGAUGGAUAUAGGGACAUUAUUACGUCAAAUACACACUUAGCUGAACUAGAUCAGGCUGGAUAUGAAGGAAUGAUCCAAGAUUAUUUCCAUGACUUUUGCAAUUUUAUGACAUUCUCACAUUCAUCAAAAGACAUAAGGCCAGCAGAAUCAUUACAGUGGGCAAUUAAUAGCACGAUAACAUGGGAAAAAGAAACCUUUCUAGAUUCAGUCGUCAUGUUGCAUGCAGUAUACUGGACUUAUACGGAUAGAUUAGACUGCAUAGUGAAAAUUCUUGCUCUUGCGUGCACCAGUGGAUCCGAGGAUUUGCAUAUCCAUGAUGUCAUUUCAAAGCUCAAUUCGGACCAAGAACAAUUGGAUUCGUACGCUUCGGAGGAGGAAAAUGAACGAAGUGAUGAACAGAUAACUGAUAUGGAGGAGAGCGAAAACAGUGACGAUUUAACAUCAGAGCUGAACAUGAUAGACAAACUGAUUUUGCUUGUUGGUAAUAUGCUUUUACCUUCAACACACAAUGUUCAUGCCAUCGGUUUUGAAAAAUGGAAACACAGUGUGAGUCGCGCAUUGCCGUUGAUUGGUCAGAUAUCUUCGGAUUUACCGAUGAACCACAAGCUGCGUUUCUGCUCAGAUCUAGCUGCGAUAUUGAUCGUUCCGUACAACCUCGAUGCAAAUCUAUUGACUACUGUUGGAGAUCUUCUGCAGCAAUCAGAAUUAAAUGACAAAGAAAUUUUUAAUGAGGUUUUUAACCUUCUUAAAAAAUUGAUAAAUGACAACAACAACAUUCCAUCCCUCAAACUAAAGAAGAUUAUAUCACUGUACAUGUACCGCUGUAUUCAAACGCAAUCCGAAAAUGACGAUAUAUUCAUCUGGUUUUUAGAAUGGAUCGAAAAAGAGGACGCCUGUAAUCAUAAUUCAAGUUUUCUGUUACCUGAUUUCCAUUUUAUUGGAUCCAUACUUCAGAUUGCAAUAGCAUCACAACAAGCAGAAGAUGAAGAUUUAUUUUCGUCUAUACAGGAUGGAAAUAACCACUGGAAAAGCAAUGCAUUUUGCAAAUCGCUUCAAGAUUGUCUCAGUUCAAUUUCUCCAAACGGAAUGUUGUUUGAAGGACUGAGCGUUCUUUUGGUACAAAUUAUUCAAAAAACAGUUUUCGAGGAAGAUGACAUCGACAGUUCACAAUAUUCUGUAUGUAUGGAAUCAUUAGAAACGGCAUUAAGCAUGGUGUCAAUAGAUGAGGAAGACAAUGUUCCGUUGAUACAAAUCUUUAGCUCUGCUUUAAUUCGCCAUACACUGGAUAUAUCAGCAGGAAUAGCAUUGCAAACAGAAUUUAACAUUGAGGAUAAUCAAGCAAUGCUACAGAAUUUAAAUGCAUUACUUGAGCCACCAACUGAUUGUGGGGAUCCCAUGAGAUAUGGACCUUUGCUAUAUUUCCUACGACGGUUGAAACAAAUCGCUGGGCUUCGAAAUGUCCAAAAGCUUGGGGAACACCUAGAAAUUUCUAUGUCAACAGUCAAACAUAUUGAAUGGACAAAAGAUCUCACAACUGUUUGCUUAGAAUUCAAUCCAUUGGAAUUCUAUUGUUCAGCGGAAGCGGUAGAAGAAGUCGAAGAUGCAUGCAACAAGUGGCCAAAUUCCGAAGAGCAACUCAAAAGAUUUUGUGAUAAAAUGGCAACAGAUGUUGACAAGGCACUCCAUAUCGAAAGGAUCAUAUUGGCAAUAUUUUUUAAGAGAAUGUUUGUACCCUUACCAGAGUCCGCGAAAAAGUUUGUGGCAGCAGUAUGUCAGUUGAUACCAAAACAUAGCCUUCCGAAGGAACAUGUGGAACUGUUGCCGUACUUAUGUGGACACAUAGAUUUUAGCCAUUACCUGUUUCAUCUUAACACUGAAAUUGAGGAGCCCGAUCCACAAAUUGUCUCUGUUUUAAUGCACAUGAUGUUUAUAACAACCCUAUAUGGAAAACCAGGGCAUACCUUAUAUGACUGCAUUCACAAACCUGAUCAGUUUGACAGUCAUCCAGUACAGAUUCUAAAAACCAGUAUAGCACAAAAUAUCAGGGAAAAGUUUUCUUGCAGGAAAUGUCCAUGUAGAGUGAUUUAUGUUGCAUCUACAGAUAUCUGUCCAUCAUGUAAACAGAAGCAGCAUUCUACAGAAAACAUGAAAGUUGCAUCCAUACUAAAUGGUACAGAAAAACACACGGAUUCCUUAUUAUCAUAUUUGAUAUACAGAUUGCUGGUUAAUGGAAGUCUAAUCUGUUCUCUUGCUUUACGUCUUUGCAAUGAGUCCAAGAUUGCAGCAAUAGUCAGUUCAAGUGAUGAUGAAUCCAACGUAUCAAGAACUCUUCACAAACUUGUCAGGACAGAUUGGAAAAUAUUGUGUCAGCAGUUGAACAUCAGUCAUUCAGAUUUAUGUUGUCUCUUAAACCUAUUUCUUUGUGCAAACAAGGAUAUGUCUCUCCAGCUUCUCAUUCCAAGUGAUUCCAAUUUUAUCACAAAGUUUCAAGUCUUCACAAAGUGUUGUAACGAUUUUUUAAGGAAUCGACACGAAACGUUAGCCGAACACCGUGCAGAAUUCGCAAAUCGUAGGGGUCUCCAAAAUAGUAUUGAACAUGCGCUAGAGAUCGAUUACAGGUACACUCUGUACGUUCCAUCGGACAAUGUAUCAGUGGAAAACCUUACUGCUGAACUCUCAUUACUUGAUCAAUCAGAAAGCGCAUUUUUGCGUGUAGCUUUGAGUAAUCGGCAAAUUCUUUCACUGCCAAAAUAUAUCACAGAUAUUUUGAAAUGGCAUCUAGCAGUUGUAAAUUGUAUGAGUUACAAAGUAAGAAAAUGUGAGUGUACAGAACAAACCAUCGCAAAAUUUCUCAGUAUGGUCGAUGAAGAUAACUCAAACGCUAGAUUAAAACAAAAGUUUGGCAAUCUUAAAAUUGCAUGGAACAUACUCAGAGAAAAUAGAGAAUUGCUUUUAGAAAUAUCACCCUCAUUGCCAGACAUGGAAUUGAUGACAAUAAAUUCGUGUGCGUCAAGCUGCUUGCUUAUAGACAAAAACUCACCAAUUCACCAAGUUUUGGAAGUUCUCAUUUCUAUACAAAACAACAUUCUUCUUGAAGCAAUGGAUAUUUCACGUUCAUCAGACUAUCCUGACUUCAGCGUCUUGUCGUGUGGUCCAGAUGCAGCAGUGGUGCGGUGCGUGUCUGUUCUGGACGUAACAUCAGCCGAUGUUAUAUCAUUUAAAUGGACCGACGAUUUCUUACGGUUUGCACAAUGUAAACCCAACUCUGGAAAAGGGAGUAGUAUUUUGUAUGAUUUUCAUAAGGUAGAAAUGGAAGUCGCUCACGAACUCGUGUUCAGAAAAUCUUUUAUCACAAACACCGAGACGAUUCCACUAAUCGUGUUCGCGGACGAACUGUUCAGGAACAGCGUUACCUUACUACAACGAAUCAGCCGUAAAUUAACACCGCAAGUGCCCCUAACAAUGGAACUUAAACAAGGGAUUGAGUAUAAAUGGAAAAGAAAUCCCUCUCACACAAUGCAGCUUCUGUCACAGAUAGGAAUCGUACUGUCACUUCUGAACAAAACUGGGGGAGAUUCCCAGACUUCUCUCGUUGACUAUCUUGCGGCAUGGAAGAAUUAUGUCAAUUACAAAUCAAUCGUUCAUCUCUUGCCUGAGCCGGAAACCUUAAUCAAACUUUGUCAUGUCGUGGCGUUGUAUGAGUGGAUGGAAUUAAGAAGCGGAGACGAAAUCAGCGACACCCUUGGUGAAGUGUUUCGUGUGCAUGUGACCAGCGAGAUUCGGCAACAUUUCCAGACAGCGAAGCAGCAACAUUCUUCUCUGGAGAUAGUAGACAGAGUGUUGAAAGUAUUUGUGCACAGGAACUUUUCAACAAACGACGUUAAUGUCCAAUUGAAUCGACCCUUGGUCAAAUAUUUAAUGGACCCAAUCUAUUGGAGACAGGACAUUGACGUUAGAAAUGGGGCCAUCGACGAGACUAGUAAGGAAGCCAUGGCUUUACAGCAGGUUCUCUCUCCAGAGUGUCUUGUGGAACAUUUAUAUGAAACGAUGGAACUAAUCAAACAAGCAAUUGAAGAGAAACAGGCAAGCGAGAUGCGGAUCACCUUGGCGUCUGCUGUUUUCAAAGAAAAAAUGACGACUCGUACACAACCCGUGAAAAAACGAAGGAAAUUGGUGUCAAAACUCAUCGGAAAGACGUAAGGUUCAUCAUACGUACGAUGUCUAACAUCGUAAUAAACAGGUGGCUGGACACAGUAAUCAUCCAAUCCUUGAAAGGAAUCGUUCACAUAGCUCUGAGUGUGUACUCGAAACACUGAAUAUACUUUUAACUUACAAUAGCGAUGUUUCUUGCAAAUGCACAGGAGAAGCUUUAAAGCUUCUUGUUAUGGAAACAUUUUUUCACAUACUUGUAAAAUAUUUAAUUUUUAUAUACACGUUUGUCUAGUUUAAAAGGUACAAUUUAUGUUAAUACACUUCAUCCUUAUCAGUUUAUACAAUAUGGAAUAUGCAACAGAGGACGAUUUGCUAUUGAGACAGUGCUGAAUUGUACUGAUUUAAAUUUUCAUACAUAGAAAUGACAGUGUAAGUAAACAUAUUUGCUGCAGCAUUGAUUUUUUUGUCUUGUUUAAAUAUUAUUAUUAAGAGUUUAUAAUGUAUAGUAUGUAAUCAAUUAUCAGUACUGCAUAUAAAAUACAAUCAUUGGUGCAAUGUGAUAAGGAUCGGGGUUAAAACAGGUUUUCACGUCAGCAAAGUUUUUAACAGCUUCAUCUAUUUCGCUGUAGUGGUGCUUUGUAAAUAUAACAGAUAUGAGGAAAACUUAGAUGCAUUGUGGCUUAAUGAUUUGUUUUUAGUAGAGAUAAGUGGAAAACAUGGGUGGUUUUUUUCCUCAAUGCUUUGAAAUAAUACAAAAAUGAUAUGAACAUACAGCAUAUGACAUCCUGCAACGCGUGUGGGAUAAAUCUGUUAGAUAUUAUAUGCUUUGACUCAAUAUCUUGUUAACAUGAUUAAACUUGUAAAUAUAAAUAUGCAUUGUGAAUUAUAUAUAAAGAAAAUGUACUUACAUAGGAUAUGCAUUGUAAUUAAAAGAGUUAAUGAGUUCAUAUUAUGCUGGAUAUACAUUGUUAUAUAUACAAAGCAUUUUAAUCAAUAUAAACAUGUCAUAAGUAGUCUGGCUUGGUGACUCAAUGUUCUGUAUAUUUAAGAUAAUUAUUACGUAAAUGUAUCCAUUGUUUGACUCAGUGCAUUGUCCGUAGUAUAAUGUAUGAAUAUUUUGAAUCAAUGAGUUUUUAUAGAAGAUAUAAAUUAUAUAAAUGAAAAUGAAUCGUGAUUCAUUCUUAUGUACAUGAGAUAUAUAGUUCAGUGAAUAGGAACGGUGACUUAAUGUUUUCUUCUGUGGUACCAUGUAUAUACACAACAUACUAGUGGAAAUACAACGUAGCUUAAAGUUAUGUGCGUGUAGUAUAAAUAUCAUGAUAAUUCUGAAAGUGCAUUAUGACUUACGAUAGUUAAUAUAGAAUGAAAAAUAACAAAAUGGAUUCGCAUUAUUGUGAAUCCGUGCCAUGUAUAUUCAAUAUAUAGUAAAGCAGCACAUUCUUAUCAAAUAUGCAUAGAACAAUUAUUGUUCAUCAGAUAACGUAUUGCUAUUGCAAUUCAUUUAUUUUUUCUAUGAUAGGACUGGAUAUGCAUUGCGGCGCGAUGCUUUAUGUAGAUAUGUAGUAUGAAUAUCAUACAUGUACAAUAGAAUAUGUUUGGAUAGUUUCAGUUCUUUGUAUAAAGGAUAUUAUAGAUAUCAUAAUGUAUGUAGAAAUAAUAUACACAAUGUAUAUCCAAAUGAUUUCCGAGUGGCAAUUGAUGUUCAGAACUUAUGUUUGAAAAGAUGUGGUGAAACUUGUCACAUUACUUGUCAUUUAUAACUGAUACCCUCAGUAUACCAAUGUUUGAAAGACUUGUUCAUAUAUAAUAUAUCAUACUUCUUGUUAUAUAACUGUAAGUUUUAUUAAAUUAAUGAAGAUCAACACCCAUAUUUGAACAGAUAUGGUGAGAUUUGUAAUACGAUAAAUUAUUGAUAGAUAUAUUAAGCACUUAUUUCAUUAAUGAAAAUCAAUAC